Gorilla gorilla gorilla (western lowland gorilla) is the source of this 4083-nucleotide messenger RNA. It is a transcript of the gene SRRD, whose product is annotated as SRR1 domain containing. Bases 35 to 823 code for a protein of 262 amino acids. Gene Ontology annotation, cellular component: nucleus; cytoplasm. Lineage: Eukaryota; Metazoa; Chordata; Mammalia; Primates; Hominidae. The record is from RefSeq and is a predicted model, not a curated record. The transcript has 7 exons.
CGAGUGCGCCGCACGCCGCUGACGUCAGAGAGCAAUGGCUGCGGCCGCAGCUACGGCGCUGGAAUCCUGGCAGGCGGCGGCUCCGCGGAAGAGGCGCUCCGCGGCUCGACGGCCGCGGCGGAGGGAGGCGGCGCCCCGGGGCCCCGAGGCGGAGUUCGAGUCUGACAGCGGAGUCGUGCUUCGUCGCAUAUGGGAGGCUGAGAAGGACCUGUUUAUCUCUGAUUUCUGGAGUUCAGCACUAGAAACCAUCAAUAGAUGUCUCACAAAACAUCUGGAACAACUGAAGGCCCCUGUGGGGACUCUUUCGGACAUCUUUGGAAACCUGCAUCUUGACUCAUUGCCAGAGGAGUCAGAUGUGGCCACUGAUUCUAUCCCAAGAGAGACCUUGGUCACAGGAACCUGCCAUUUGAAGUGUGUGUGUUACGGCAUUGGGAACUUUGCCACCUGCAUCAUAGCUAGAAACCAGCUAACGUUUUUGCUGCUUUUGUUGGAAAAGUGCCAGAUUCCCAGAAGUCACUGUUGGGUAUAUGACCCUCUGUUUAGCCAACUUGAAAUUGAAGUCCUUAACACCCUUGGUGUGACUGUUCUCAGUGAGAACGAGGAAGGGAAACGGAGUAUUCGCGGGGAGCCUACCAUCUUUUACAUGCUCCAUUGUGGGACGGCCUUGUACAACAAUCUUUUAUGGAGUAACUGGUCAGUAGAUGCCCUUUCUAAGAUGGUCAUCAUUGGGAACAGUUUCAAAGGACUUGAGGAGAGGUUGUUGGCAAGGAUUCUGCAGAAAAAUUAUCCCUACAUUGCAAAGGAAAGUGGGGAUGACAAGUAAAAUGGAAAUUUAUCCCAGAAGAGUAAGGAUUACUGUGACUAUCUGAAGUUUUUAUACUUGAAUUUUUCUGCUCAGAUUUUAAAAGGACUGGAGGAGCUUGAGUUUCCUCAGACUUCACAAUACAUGGACAUAUUUAAUGAUACCUCUGUCCACUGGUUCCCUGUGCAAAAGCUAGAACAGCUCUCCAUAGAUAUUUGGGAGUUUUGGGAAGAACCAGAUUAUCAGGACUGUGAGGACCUUGAAAUCAUCAGGAACAAGAGAGAAGAUCCUUCUGCUACUGACUGAACUCACUGUGAGGUACUCAGUGUAGGCUGAGGUAGAAGCUGCCACCAGAGACUAAGGGGAAGGCUGCCAUGGAGGAACUACAGAGAACUCCUUUGCCAGGAAAGAACAUCAACUUGGCUGUCCUGUUUUGAGGAUGAUACCCCACAUGAGGACUUGGUAUAAAGAUUCCUGCACUACAUGGCAUUGGCCCGUUUUACAUCCUUCCCUCAUGACCUGGCCUGAUGUGGAGUAGCUCCUGAGUAAAGAAGUUACCCUUUUGAAGGUGAUCUAAAAAUACUGUUUAUUUACAGUACCUCCCUCUCAGGGGCAAGUCUCUGACUAGUUCUGGACCUGCCACAGUUCACUUGGCCAUGUCGAUCAGGCUCUGCAGUGAGGUGGGCACCCACGUCUUCUCGCCCUGGACAAAGACCACUCCCCGGUCGAUGUAGAUCACAAUGCGGCCAAAGGUGUAGAGCUGCUUCCCUUCGUGUCGCUUCCCAAUGACGGGCAUGAAGACAAUGUUGUGCUCCUCAGCCUUGGUCUCAAUGAGGUCCUUAAAGUUCAUGGGCACAGAGCUGGCGGCCACGCCAAUGCCCCUCUGAGCCAUGUUCUCAGCCUCCCGCCUCUCCUGCAUGGCCUCGUACUGGAAGUCCUUCCUCCGCUCUGUGUGGGUGAGAUAGGCAAUGUUCUCCCGUGCUCCUGGCUGCAUGUAGGCACCUAAGAUACAGGAGGACAGGGCGGUGAGAAGAGGUGUUUCCAGGUGUAUGGAAGUUGACACUGUGACUUGGCCCAGGUCUUGGGUGUGCCAGAGUGCUUGUGACUCACUGAAGGGCAGCUCUGCCUCAAAGAUACAACUUUGGAGGAAGUUUAGACGACUGGCCAGUAUCACAUAAAAACUGUUCAGAAGGUUCCUGGCUAGUAUCUAGUAACCAGAUUAUUAAUAUUCAACAUUUUAAAAUGAAGUAUCUGCAAGGGAUUUCUUCCUUCAGAGAUGGAAACAUUAACAGAGAGUCCUCAGCCACUCUUCUGUUCCCACCUUGCUCUGUAGAGUUUCCACUUCACACCACCAAAGAGGCAGCUUUUAGUACCUUGAAAACAUAGGGCCCACACUGGCUUUAUUUUUAACCUACCCACACAGGCCCCCCAUCCUGAAAGAAGUUCACAUAUAUUUAGGGAGCUGAAAUGAGUGUUUAAAGGAUAAUACCAAGACCAUAAAUGCUAAGUGCUAAUUGAGGGGUAUAUUCAGGGAACAGUUUUGGAAACAUGAGGCCAAGGGUAGCUAAGGAAGAGUUUUUAGAAAAAACUUGAUAAUUACAGAAGCAGAGAAGUAUAUUUGCCUUAUUACUUAAUCUCUGUUUUCACAGAAUAGGCUAUUUUUUCUUUUCUUUUUUUUUUUUUUGAGACCGAGUCUCGCUCUUGUCACCUAGGCUGGAGUGCAGUGCUUGCAAUCUCGGCUCACUACAACCUCUGCCUCCCAGGUUUAAGCGAUUCUUCUGCCUCAGCCUCCUAAGUAGCUGGCAUUACAGGCAUGUGCCACCGCGCCCGGCUAAUUUUUGCAUUUUUAGUAGAGAUGGGGUUUCACCAUGUUGGUCAGGCUGGUCUCGAACUCCUGACCUCGUGAUCUACCCGCCUCGGCCUCCCAAAGUGCUAGGACUACAGGCGUGAGCCACCGCGCCUGGCCUAGGCUAUUAAAUAACAAGAAUUAAAGACUCAGGAAAUAGACAUUCCAGUUCUAACUGCCACCCUUUAACUAUGUGACCUUAAACAGGCUCUUAGCCUCGCUGGGCUUAUCUGUAAAACACAGACUAGAUGAUCCCAUUUCAAUGCUGUGAAUCAGCUAAUGAGCAACACUGGAGCACAGGACUGGUUGAAAUAGGCUCCCAAAUGUAGAAACAUAAACAUACUCUCACUUACUUAUGAUCUAGGCAGAAUGACUUACCUAGAACUUGGGAAUAGAUAUAGUACACGAACACAGACACCACCUAUUGAAGGCUACACACAAGCAUGAACUCUCCCUUUUAGCCUAUGAAGUAGAUCUUACCGUUUAACAGGUAAAAUGGGGCUGAUUAAGGCUGAGCAAUCACCAAGUGUCAGAACGUGUGCGGAACUCCACACUGUAAGAUGCGUCACCUAAGCAGCAUGCUCAGGCCUGAAUGAGCCUUAAAAGGCCACACAGCACAGUGGUAAAGAGGGCAGGGCCUGGGGUUAGACUGACAUCAUCUGAAUCCAGCUUAAGUCAGUCUCCACUCAGGGAAGAUGCCCCUCUCAGUCAUGGUAGACCUGCGCAGUGGGUGCCAGCUGACCAUGUACCCCAAUCAGCAGGGUGAAAGUCUGUUGCUAUGUGCAAAAGUGUGACCUAAGGUUUAGGCUGCCUACAGGAACCAGCAAACUCUGAUUCUGUGUCAUUUACAUGUGUAAAAUCUGAAACUCGGGGCCAGGACAUCCAAAAUGGGAAUCCUCACUUACCAACGUUGGAGGACACCGCCCGGUUCAUGAUAUCAAGUGCCUCAUUAAAUUUGUCCUUGACAGAUGGAUGUGCCAGCACUUGGUCUGAGAACAUCGACUUCCAACCCAGGUACCACUUGGUGAUCUCCUCAUAAUUUGGGCUGUUACUGAGCCAAGAGCACAGCACCUGCCAAAAAGAAAAAUUACUUGCAUCCAUCGUGGCAACAAACGAAGGCAAGAUUUCUGAAGGGGCCAUUUGUUUUGUUUUGAUCCUGGUCCUGCAGGCUAGUGACACUACUUUACAGGGAUUUAUAGUAGCUAAACAGUCUAGCACUUAUGAAUAUGGAUUUUGGAGUCAGCCUGGUAGCUAAAGUGCCCUUGCAUGUAAAUUCCCUGAGCCUCAGCUUCCAUGUCUACACAACAGGGAUACCAUAUCCCCUACCCCAUAGGAUUGCUGAGAGGAGCUGAGAUAAAGCAAAUAAAGUGCUUGGAACAGCUUCUGAUACAUGGCAAAUGUCCAAUAAAUGGUGCCCACUAUGAAGAUGACCUAA